Messenger RNA from Stomoxys calcitrans (stable fly), 3433 nucleotides. It is a transcript of the gene Fbp1, whose product is annotated as fat-body protein 1. The transcript is spliced from 3 exons. NCBI's taxonomy places the organism in Eukaryota, Metazoa, Arthropoda, Insecta, Diptera, Muscidae. The record is from RefSeq and is a predicted model, not a curated record. Bases 31 to 3393 code for a protein of 1120 amino acids.
CUAGCUGGAUUUGCGGCUAGUGCAAGCAUUAUGGAUAGGACAGAAGUCAAUCCCAAUGUGAUGAUGCCAGGAACUGAAAAUCUAGGCCGCCUUGCCACCAUGUCCAGGGAAGAGUUGCUGCGACAAAAAUUUAUUCUGGAUAUCCUAAAUCAGGUGGAGUUGCCCUUGCAAAAUCCUGAAUGGUUACAGGUACAGCUGGAGGAUGUCAUCGAUCGAACUCAAUACAUUGGGCCACUUGACGAGGACAUGAUGGUUAUGUUGGAUUUAAUGCGUACCAAACGUGUGCUGGGUGCUAAUGAAAUGUGCUCCCUAACCCAAGAGCAACAUCUUCGUCAACUGAUAGGCCUAUAUCGUCUGAUGGUUCGUUGCCGCAGUUUUGAAAUGCUUCAGCGUCUAGCUAUCUAUGCCCGGCAAAAUAUUAAUCCAGUGCUAUUUGUGAAUGCAUUGACCUUAGCCAUAGCUGACCGUGAGGAUACCAGAAUGCUGAUAACACCAGCCAUCUAUGAAAUUCUUCCUCGGUUAUAUAACAAAGCUGCUUUACUUCGACAAGUGGAAAAUGUACAACGUGAUGUGAUGAUUAAUGGCAAUGUGGUAACAAUGCGCUCCAACAUUAUGGAUAUAAUUGAUAUGGGACAAAAAUCGCGGCUAAUGAAAUCACGUCUCUCCCAAAUGCCUACCACAGCGAAUGGAAUGAUAGACAAAUCUCAAUUGUGGAUGCCAUGGCGAAAUAUGCGUAUGCAGUUGGCUCUUCAAAAGACUCUGGGUGGUCGGGUUAUUAUGCCACCAACUACAACAGAUACCACCAGCACCCCCACGCAUCGCAUAAUGGUGCGCAUGGCUGAUGAUGAUAAGCCCAUGGGUUUACUGGCCGAUGAUAUGGGCUUGAGAGCAUGGCUUAACAUUUUACUAGAUGAACUUAUUUUGGAACAAGGCAAUCGCCAAAAUGCUCUAAGCCAUGUUGACAUGGAUCAAAGAUUGUCGAGGCCUGUUAACCAAAUAAGGAGCAAAAAUAUUCCAGCUGAAAACGAAAUGCCAAGUAAUUCUUUGAACAACAAUCUUAAUCGUUGGAGCGAUAAUAUGGCUAGGGAAACAUCAACCGACAAUAGACGAAAUCUUCCAAUGCCAAGGCGAGAAGAAAUGCCCCACUCUAUGGAUCGUAAUGCUGAUAUGGAAAAUCGAAAAUCCAAUAUAGAUAUGCAAAAAGAAUGGAAUCGCGAUGUUUCUAUGAUUGGACAACAACAACAGGAUGAUAUGAUGAAGAGGAGCAAUCCACAAAUCCUCGAUUCAAUGGAAUAUCGAACAACUCGAGUGUACGCUGAAAAAAAUAUUCCCAACAUGAAGGAAGAAAAUGAUAGUAAUGGUGAUAUGAUGAAAGCCCGUAUGGGUUCCAGAAAGCUCAUACAUGAAGAUUUAUCUACGUUGGAAAGAAGUCGCGAAUCAACCACUGAAGGUGAUAGGGAGAAUGCCCGUAUGAUGCCCAGAAAGCACUUAGACGAAGAUUUGCCCAUGGUCGAAAGGAGACGAGGAUCAACCGAUGAAGAUGAUUGGACAAAUGCUCGCACGACCCCCAAUAUGAUGCUUAGAAAGCACUUAGAUGAGGAAUUGCCUACGACUUCAAUUGAUAAUGACGGACUGCUUCAUGAUAGUGGCAGAAGACUUAAUCUCCUACACAGAGAGUUAAUGGGAAAAAUGAACCGCAAUCCAAUAGAAAUGCAACAAAAUCAAAACAGUCAUAUUAGAUCCAAUAUUGGACUUCCUUGGGAGCGUAAGGAAACUACAAACUUACGCAUGGAAGAAAAUGAUGAUGAGGAUAUUCCCCGAGUUGGAGCUAGUAGAUUGCAUUUAAUUCAUGCCGAUUUACAUGGUAAGGAAAGUUGGAAUCCACUCCAAGCACGCCCAAGUUUAGAGCGCCAAGCUAAUACCAACAUGCGAAGUUCCUGGGGAAUGCAAGAGGGCACCAACGAGCGCUUGGAUGACGUCCUGCCCCGAUUGCCUCAGAGUGGGGGAAGAAACCCACAUUUAAUCCAUAACGAUAUGCUGGGCAAGAAGAAUAUAGAUCGUCUCGACCUAAACAGUAAUGCAAUGAUGCGAGACAAUGAAGAUGGCACACCCAAUUGGUGGACAUCUCAAGAUAUGCCUCGACGUCUUCCUCGAAGCAUCGAUCGAAUGCUAAAUGGCAAUGACCGUAUGCGCAUGGGACAAAUUAUCUUGAAUUCCAUGCAGGAAUUGGUAGCUCGUCUCAAUGUGGAACAAAUGUCCUUAGAAAAGGACACGCUCAAAGACAACAAGAAAAUUAUGACCGAGAGCAAAAUGUCUCUUGACACAAUGCUCAAUGAUAUGCACAUGGAUGAACAUUCAAGACUUGUGGUUAUGGAAAAAAUGAAUGAAAUUGCUGCACGCUUGGAAAGCUCAAUGCAACAGGCUAUACAACAUUUAUCCAAUAGGCAAUCGUAUAAUGAUCUCAUGAAUGUAGAAAUGGACAAAACUCACGCUCUGCAUAUGGACCAAAUAGCAAUGGGAGAAAUUUUACAUGAGAUUAUGGCUCUUAGCGAAUACGUUCAAGAUGGACAGAUUUCAAACAUCAUGGAAAACUCUGUGACUCAGCUUCUAUUGCGUCAUAUUGUUAAUUGUGUCGAACAACAAAUGCAAAAACUACAAAGAGAACGUUCUGUGAAGGAUAUAAUGGUCGCUGGAGUCCAUAUCAACAAUGUCAAGGUUGAUAAGCUACAGACAUUUAUAGAAGUUGCCGAUGUAGAUUUGAGCAAUAUGCUCGGCAGGGGAGAAACUCAAACCAAGCAAACAAUAAUUGGUCGCAUGCCUCGUCUUAAUCAUAAAACAUUCUCCAUCAACAUGGAUAUGAACUCUGAUCGCAAUCAACGUGUAGUUGUACGGCUUCUCUUGGCACCUAAAAACGAUGCCAUGGGCAAUGCGCUUUCAUUGGAUCAGUUGAGGCAACACGUUAUGCUCUUGGAUAUAGUCAAUAUUGAGUUGAAAGCAGGUCGCAAUGUCAUCAAACGUAAAUCGCGUGAUAUAACAUGGACCAGCCGAGAUGUUACACCAUAUUCCGAAAUGUAUCAGCGUGUAAUGAAAGCCUUACAAGGAGAAAUGGAUUGGAUGGCUGAUGUCAUUGUUGGUCAAACAAAUAUGAUGCCCCAUCGUCUGCUGCUGCCUCGUGGCCAUGUCGACGGUCUUCCAAUGCAACUAAUGGUGGUUGUCACUCCAGCUUCCGAAAUGAGACAAGAUUUGACUACCACCCGCUUGGGUAUGGAUUCCUGGUUAAUAGAUGAUCUUCCCACACACUAUCCAAUGGAUCGUCAAAUCAUAAAUAUGCAAGAAAUGCUUAUGCUCCCGAAUGUGUGCCUCACCGAUGUGAUGAUUUAUCAUGAGAAUUAAACUAAAUUGAUCAGACCCAAUAAGAAGCUUCCAAACGACG